CGUCCCUCACACGUGCUGGGAUAGCGAGCAUGAAGUGAAGUGUUAUUAAUUCCUGGACAGACUCUAUCCUGCUGCGUUUGUCAGUGUCCGUGUCUGUUGUCAGCGGCUCGUCAUGGGCUCGGAGGAGGACGCCGCGCUGCUGGCGCUCAUCCACCGACACCUGGAGGCGAGCGGCUACCGGGAAGCUGCCCAGCGGCUGGAGGAGCAUUUAACUCAGGUGGAGAUGCCAGUGGAGGGCCUAAACCUACACGACAUUUACACUGGAUGGAUUAAGCUGUGCUCUCUAGCUCAGCACGCCAAGCAGGAGACAAGAGCCGAAUAUGGAAACUUGAAGAUGAGGAUGAUCAAGCAGGAGGAAGAGGAGGCCGCAGAUGUCAAACUAAACGGCGCGGCAGGGGAGAAAAGAACAGACGACAAGCCUCUGAUUGAGCCCAAGACGGAGGUUCUCUCUGCAGAGACGGCGAUCGUUUCUGAGCAGCACCUGGAGGCGGCUGAUAAAACCCAAACCGAGAAAUCAGACAGCGAGUCGUCUGACAGUGAAGUGGAAGAAGAAGAAAAGGAGAAAACGAGCACAGACACAGAGCCGGUUCCAGCUGAGGCGCCCAACGAGGGUGAAGGCUCCGGCUCAGACACCGAGCGGACAUCUGAGCCCACCCAGAGUGACCCGGACGUGAUCGAUCCCUCUCAGCCUGAAACGCAGCCACGACCCUCUGAUCCAGCCGAGGAGUCCAGCCCUGAGAGCGAGCAGGAGGAGGAGGAGGAGGAGGAGGAUCAACAAGGGGGUGAUGAGGAAGAGCAGGAGACACAAGCUGUCAUAAACUCGCCUGAAGCCACAGAGGAAACCUCUGCAUCAGAACGGAUCGAUGCCGUUCAAGGAUCCACAGCUUGUUCGUCUCAAGAGGCAAAUGUAGCUGAGCUCCUGGAGGAGGAAGAGGAGGAAGAGGAGGAGGAGCACACAGCUGCAGAGGGAUUAAGUCACGCCCAUGACGUAUCCAAUCAGGAGGCAGAGAGAGAGGCCCCGCCCCCUGCAGGCGCAGAUGUUGAAAGUCCACAAGAGACGAGAUCUGAGGUAAUGCAAAGCUGUAUUUUUAGAAGAACAUUCGUCUAA
This is a messenger RNA of Fundulus heteroclitus (mummichog), 1108 nucleotides long. Its product is annotated as ABC transporter F family member 4. The coding region runs from base 113 to 1108 and encodes 331 amino acids. The transcript has 8 exons. The record is from RefSeq and is a predicted model, not a curated record. Gene Ontology annotation, molecular function: protein binding. Lineage: Eukaryota; Metazoa; Chordata; Actinopteri; Cyprinodontiformes; Fundulidae.